UACUUCCCCGGAAGAAGUCAUUCAGUCGUCUCUCUUUGAGCUGCAUUUCACCAUCAACACAGAGACCGACUCAACGGCAAAUGUAACCGUUUCACGGAAAGCCACAAUGGGGUUUACACCGAGAGGCUUUCUCGGCGACAAACCGGCGAAGGCGCCUCCGUUGUUUCCUUUUCUCUUGACGUUCCUGCUCGUCGGGAGCCGAGGCGACAGCAACGCGAUGGACAACGUCUCGACUGAGAGGCUGGCCGAGGAGAGCCACCGACAGGACAGCGCCAACCUGCUCAUAUUCAUAACGCUCCUGACACUCACCAUCCUGACCAUAUGGUUGUUCAAACACCGGCGAUUUAGGUUCCUGCACGAAACGGGACUCGCCAUGAUCUACGGCGUGUUGGUGGGCGUGAUCCUGCGCUUUGGCGUCCACGUGCCCCAGAACAUGAGUGACGUGAUCCUCGGCUGUGCUGUCAACAACAGUCCAGCCACCCUGCUGGUCAACGUCAGUGGGCGGUUUUACGAGUACACUCUGAAGGGCGAAGUCGGCCGUGGCAAAGGUCACCAAGUGCAGGACGAUGAGAUGCUGAGAAAGGUGACUUUUGACCCUGAAGUGUUUUUCAACAUUUUGCUGCCUCCCAUCAUCUUCCACGCCGGUUACAGUCUGAAAAGGAGACAUUUCUUUAGAAACAUCGGCUCCAUUCUGGCCUAUGCUUUCGUGGGCACAGUUAUCUCCUGCUUCGUUAUCGGGCUGAUCAUGUAUGGCUUUGUGUCCUUCAUGAAAGCUGUGGGCCAGCUCGGGGGUGAUUUUUUCUUUACCGACUGCCUCUUCUUUGGGGCCAUCGUCUCAGCAACAGACCCAGUGACGGUGCUGGCUAUCUUCAAUGAGCUAAAAGUAGAUGUGGACCUGUAUGCUUUACUCUUUGGCGAGAGUGUCCUCAACGAUGCUGUGGCCAUCGUACUCUCUUCCUCCAUCGUGGCGUACCAGCCUGCAGGAGACAACAGCCACAGCUUUGAGGCCAUGGCCAUGUUGAAAUCUUUCGGCGUCUUCCUUGGCGUCUUUAGUGGCUCCUUUGCUCUUGGGGUGGCGACCGGAUUCAUGACAGCUCUCGUGACCAAGUUCACUAAGCUGAGGGACUUUCCCUUGCUGGAGACGGCUCUCUUCUUCCUCAUGUCCUGGAGCACCUUCCUGUUGGCCGAGGCCUGCGGGUUCACAGGCGUAGUGGCUGUGCUGUUCUGUGGGAUCACUCAGGCUCACUACACCUUCAACAACCUCUCCCCUGACUCUCAGGACAGAACUAAACAGUUGUUUGAGCUCUUGAACUUCUUGGCAGAGAACUUCAUCUUCUCAUACAUGGGUCUGACUCUCUUCUCCUUCCAAUCACACGUCUUCAACCCGUUGUUCAUCUUCGGAGCCUUUCUGGCGGUGUUUCUGGGCAGGGCUGCAAACAUCUACCCUUUGUCCUUCCUGCUCAACCUGGGCCGCAAGAACAAAAUUGGAUCCAAAUUUCAGCACGUCAUGAUGUUUGCAGGACUGCGUGGGGCGAUGACCUUUGCUCUUUCAAUCAGAGACACGGCGACUUACGCCCGCCAGAUGAUGUUUUCUACUACCCUCCUAAUUGUCUUCUUCACCGUCUGGAUCUGCGGAGGAGGCACCACGCCCAUGCUGUCCUUCAUGAGCAUACCGGUGGGUGUGGACUCUGAUCAGGACAGCCCUCAGAAUUCCGCGGUGUUGGAUGGAUCCCAGCGGAGGGACACCAAACAUGAGAGCGCCUGGCCCUUCAGGAUCUGGUAUAACUUUGACCACAACUACCUGAAGCCCCUUCUGACCCACAGCGGCCCUCCUCUCACUGCUACCCUGCCCACCUGUUGUGGACCGCUGGCACGUUGCCUCACCAGCCCACAGGCCUAUGAGAACGAAGGCCGACUCUUCGACGACGACUCUGACUCCAUCCUGAACGACGCCACUGUGAGCUCCAUGUACGCCGACGUCACCGUCAGCACGGACGCAUCCGGCCGCACCGUCAACCGCUCCUCCGGCACCAGGGGCCUGUCUGAUGACUGUGUGGAUCACGACCUCGCCUUGGCGGAACACGAGGUGGCUAUCAGGGGCACGCGCCUGGUCCUGCCCGUGGACGACCCGGUGGAGCCCCCGACCACUGUCACCCUGCCCUCCCCUCCCUCCCCGCCCGGCUCCGAGCCUCGCAGGCAGAGACUGUGAAAAGGUUUGGAUUUGUUAUUAUAAACAGUGCACCUCGAGUCUAAAGGUUACUUGAAAGUUGCAUAUUUGGGGAGCUAAAAGAAAUGGGGCUGUUGUACUUGCUCCUACGUUUGUUCUACUGUGGUGAGAUACCAGUGCUGUUAUCCAUCCUCUAUAACUCCCCAGUUCCCUUUUCUUUGGGUAAAGUUGCUCCACACAACAGGACUUGUAGUGUCUGGUUUACGAGUAUUUGUAAGAGUAACUACCUUCUCAUUUUACACACUUCGCCAGAAGUUUGCACUUGUUCAACUUAUUACCAUUUAGUGGUUUCAAAGAAUAUUUACACUACAGCCUCAACACUAAUGUUUCUGCAUCCAUCCACCAGCUGAUAAGUCCCUCAAAAAGUUGACAUAUGGGGAAGGCUCCAAAGGAGGAUCUGGGGAUCGUGAUUAGCCAUGGUGGGAAUAUUAAAUGUUGAUAGGAAACAAAAGUGCUUUGAAAUUGUAAGAAGAUACCGUUUGGUCAAACUGCUUCAGUAUAGGAUCGUCUCCACUAACUUAAAUUAGAGCGCUGCCUUCCACUUUUCUUCUGGGUCAGUCUUUACCACUUAUUCAUUUAUUUAUCUAACAACAAAUUAUUUGUUAAUUUAUUAUUAAUUUAUUGUUGUGGGACUUGAUUAUUAAUUAUUAUAUGAUUAUCUUGCCCUCUUUAAAAAAUAGGGCUGCUCUAUGGGGAAAGGCUGUCUUGCACCUUUUUCCUAUAAAAAGCACUACAACUCUUCCAACACGAGGUACGUGGUCCGGUAGGGAAGUCGACAGGGAGAUGGAUGGUCCUCCGCGGACAGUAUUCUAACAUGCGUGUGCAUGUUAAAAUAUCUUCCAACCCUUCUGUAGCAGAUCCUUCUACUUUUUUAGAUACAGGAGCUUUUCUGUGUUUGUAUUUUAUAUGGUGUUGUGUCGCUGAUGUCAGAAGGAAAUUGUCCAUUAAUGUUUAUUAAUGUGUUUAUUGGGGCUAACGUCUGUUUUUCAGUUUUUGUCUGAUUUCAUUUUCUUUCAACAUAAAAAAAGAAAAGUAACUUCUGUUUUUUAUCAUCAAAAAUGACUGAGGGCUGGCUCAACUGUUUUGAAUUAAAGUGCCUAUUCAGAAAUUACUUAAUGUAGAUUUGUACAUAUUUUGAUUUGCUGAUGUGUAGUAAGAUUAUCUUUCCUGGUUUUUAUAUGACACAAGAACCUUUUUGAUGUUAAAUAUUGUGCUCCCAGUAUAAUUAUAAUAAUACUAAUUAUAUAGCGGAAAUCACAAGAGUGCACACUGAAGCCUGAGACGUUGUUCUUUUAUUAAUGGCAAAUACGUAUCGCUAAUUUAUUGGAUAGUUAACGCCCUUUACAAUGAAGCUGUUGGGGGAUGCAUUUGAAUGCAACAAGAAGCCUUCUAUGCUAAGGUCGAGGGAAACACAAGAGAACACCGCAGACUUUUCCCAAAUGCAUUCUUAGCCCUUUUUGUUCCUUGAUUGGCCACCAAGACCAUCUAUUCUGUUCCCACUUCAGCGAUAGAUAUUUUGAACUGAGGCAUCUCCCAAGUUAACCCUUGUUUGUGCUGUUUACUUCUGGGUAGAGAUGAGUACUUGUUCAAAUGUGCUUUUAUCUGUGUCAAGCUCUAUAUCAAUACCCUGUUUGAUGAAUCUUAUUCUUAAUAACCGGUUUGAGAUUUCUUUAAUCUUUUAUUUACAUUAUUUAUUUCAGUAAGGUACCAUUUCCUUUGCUGUUAAAACACAGUUUAUGUGGGACAUUUGAAGAAAUUGUAAUCUUUCAAUGAAAAAUCGGAAAAUGUUGUCUGUAGAAAUGGUUAAUGGCAGUUGCAUUUGUGAAACGUACACCUGCAAAGUCUAAAAUGUGAACUCUGAUUUAAAAGAUCUAGUCUAGUGAAGAAUGAGUGUCUCAGUCUGACAUCUGUAAAUGUACUACCUGAAGGUAAUAUAAAGAAACCUCCCAAACCUA
Messenger RNA from Gasterosteus aculeatus aculeatus (three-spined stickleback), 4182 nucleotides. Its product is annotated as sodium/hydrogen exchanger 6. Gene Ontology annotation, cellular component: recycling endosome; plasma membrane. Gene Ontology annotation, molecular function: sodium:proton antiporter activity; potassium:proton antiporter activity. Gene Ontology annotation, biological process: sodium ion import across plasma membrane; regulation of intracellular pH; potassium ion transmembrane transport. Lineage: Eukaryota; Metazoa; Chordata; Actinopteri; Perciformes; Gasterosteidae. The record is from RefSeq and is a predicted model, not a curated record.